AUGAUGAAGGAACAACUUGGUGAAGUCAGUGCCUCAACGCAGUUAACUCCAGUAGGGCCUCAAGCGCUCAACAUCCAGCAACACCUGCAACAAUUACACCUACACCAUCCAACGGUCAUACUACCCACUGACCACCAGCAAAAUGCCAUCCAGGAAACUAACGUUGUGCAAGACCCCGACCAAAAACCCUCCAGCUCAGACAAAAAAUCAGGCAUUCGAAGACAAGAGAAGCCUCCUUACUCUUACAUAGCGCUGAUAGUGAUGGCGAUCCAGCAUUCACCUACCAAGCGCCUGACUCUCAGUGAAAUCUACACCUUUUUGCAGCAGCGCUUUCCUUUCUUCAGGGGUUCUUACCAGGGCUGGAAGAACUCGGUGAGGCACAACCUCUCCCUGAACGAGUGUUUCAUCAAGCUACCGAAAGGGCUAGGGCGUCCAGGGAAGGGGCAUUACUGGACCAUUGAUCCUGCCACGGAGUUUAUGUUCGAGGAAGGGUCUUAUAGGAGAAGGCCGAGGGGUUUUAGAAGGAAGUGCCAAGCGAUGAAGCCGCAGUACCAGUUCUUCGGCAACGCAGUGCCAGGUAUGGUGGGUCAGCAGGCCGCAUACGAGCACCAAGCGCUGAUGCCGCCUCACCAGACGGAGUACUCCACCUGUUCGUACGGAGGCGGGCAGAGUUACGGGUACGAGUCGUACCCGACACCCGUGUACCAGGGACAGGCGGAGAGGGACUGGGGCGGCGGUGGCGGGCUGUUGGCGGGCUAUGGGGACGGGGCGAUGGCGGGCAGUUAUCUGAAGGCGCCGCCAAGUCCGAUGGCGGAGAGUCAUCAGGAGACGCCGUCGCAUCCGGGGGUGGAUGCUGGGUAUUAUCCGUAUUCCGGUGGGAUUACGUCCUCGUCGACGGAUAACAUGAUGAGGCCAACUAGUAACACAGUCCAACCGAUCCAGUGUGACCGAAAACCGUAUUUGAGUCCCCCUCCCCCCACGAUUCCCACCUCCAUGCCUUCCCCCCCGGCAGCCAAUACCCCCCAUUCUUUUUACGACUCGACCAACAAAUAUAGCAUGUGA
Phaedon cochleariae (mustard beetle) is the source of this 1062-nucleotide messenger RNA. NCBI's taxonomy places the organism in Eukaryota, Metazoa, Arthropoda, Insecta, Coleoptera, Chrysomelidae. The record is from the annotation of a GenBank genome assembly.